GUCUAAAUCUGGAUCCUUAAUUAGUUAUGUAGCUUGGGGGUCUGACGAGAUUACCAGAGCUAAAGGGAAGUUGUCUCUAUACAGUAUAUAUAUAUAGAUAUUUCUCUUUUUGAGUUUGUGCUGUACAUGCGUUGACAGCGAGGCGUCAGUCCGGCUCUCAACAUGGGCAUGUUUUUGCUCCAAAUCGUUUCUGUUAGCUCCACCGCGACGGCAGUCGAGGAGAACAAAUUAUACUGCGAUGGAGUAAACAAUCAGAGCUACACAUGUGAGUCAGGACACUGCUGUGGACAGUCUCAGUGCUGCAGUUACUACUACGAGCUCUGGUGGUUCUGGCUGGUGUGGGCCGUGAUCUUCAUCCUGAGCUGCUGUUGCAUUUGCCACCACCGGCGCACAAAGCACAGGCUGCAGCAGCAGCAGCGGCAGCACGAGAUCAACCUCAUCGCCUACCGGGAAGCUCACAAUUACUCCUCUGUUCCCUUCUAUUUCAGGUUUCUGCCAAAUUACCUCUUACCCGAAUAUGAGGAAGUGGUCAACCACCCUCCCACCCCCCCUCCUCCUUAUAGCGCCUUGAACUCCAGUCAGACGGCUGCUUCCAGCCCUUUAACCCCUGAGCAUCUGGACAGUCUUCAGCUCCCCUCGCAGUCCACAGCGCAUCCACCCCCUGGCGACACGCACCCCUCCCACCACAGCGUGGAGGAGGGCACCUUUCCGACAGAGUACAUCCAAAAAGAGGAGAGCAAGGCCCAGCUGGUGCCGGGAUCCGGUAGGCCCGAGCUUCUGGAAGUUUCUGACAGGGAGUCACCCUGUCCAGAGAAGCAGGGGGAAGACUGCUGCAAGGAGCUGCUGAAGGAUACUGAACACUGGAAGGAGGAGGAGGAGCGGGAGGGAGUGGAGGAGGGGAGAAUGGGGGGUCGGCAUCGACGCUUCACUGGCGACUCCGGAAUCGAAGUGUGUGUGUGCAGCCCGGUGCAGGAGAGCGAGGUUCUGCAGGAGCUGGGCGAGUCGCUGGGCGACCACCCAGUGGCGCCCGCGGACUUCUGCGACGACUGCGCCUCCUGCGGCCGCCACGCCUCCUUCAGGGAUGAGGGGCAGGGCCAGCCCACAGCUGAGAGGAGGGCGGAGUCCCAGGCACAACCUCCCAGCUGCGUGCUGCUGCAUACCAUAAGUGAGCAGGAAGGGCCGAACUAGGCUGCCAGCACUGAGCCCCAAAGCUGAGCUGCAUUUAUACCACCGAAGCACUGAGGCAGGGCGCUAAGCACUGACUUCUCUCUUACUCCAGCUGCUCUGCUAUAUUUCUGUGUGAUGAUUGGAGUUCAGGCUGGAGCAGAGCAGGCCGCCAGCACCUACGCCCAAAGCAGACGCACCACCAAAGGACUAAUAUGGAGGGCUGAUGACAGUCCAGCACUCCGCCGGUAUAUUUCAGUAUAAUGAUUUAAAGAGUCAGGCCAGGCCAGAGCAGGCCACCACCACUGAAACCCAAAGCUCAGCUGCCAAUGCACUACCAAAGGACUGAGAGUGAAAGCUAAGAACUCUCCACUGGUAUUUUUCUCUAAUAAUUAAAGAGUUUCCUUGUAUACCAGACUCUCCAAGCCCAGUAAAGCCUUUAGCAAGCAUUCUGUAAGCACUUUUCAUGUUAGGCGAUGGUGGCCUGUCACUUCUGGGGGGGGCCUUACAUUUAAAUAUGGGGUUGAAGGCUUUCCUAGUGCCUGCAUAUCUGACAGUACAGAUGUGUUGAUGACACAAUUUUCAGUAACGGGGGCGGGCACAUCUCUUAUCACUGUUAUUUAUGGGGAAAACUACCCUGGCACAAUAAAGCUGUUUCAAGCCCCCCCCCCCACUCCCCUCCAGCAGGUAUGCAGUACUAGUGGCUGUCACAUGCAUAUGCAGGGUCCUCAUACUGUACGUCAGCAUCAAUGCAGCACUGCACAGGUUCCCUGCUAACAGUAUUGUACAAAGCCAAGUAUCACUUAAAAUGGUGCACAGCUAAGCUCUAGCAGUAAGAACGCCAUAUAUUAUCCUGGAUCCUAUCCCUCUAGUGUUAUACUGUAAGUCAGUUAUGUUUGUAGGCUGACUCAUAGGGGAAUGAAUGUGUAUUUAGCAGUGGUGUAUGCCUAUCGUCAUUUUGCACACAGUAUAUCUACAAUGAUCUACAUUGUUGAAAAAAAUUUAACUAAGUUUCUGCACAAGUUGUCUUAAUUCACAUCACCAGUCUUGUCUGCAAGUGAAAUUGACAAAACGCUUGAUUAAACAUUGACAAUUUUUUA
Messenger RNA from Brienomyrus brachyistius, 2264 nucleotides. It is a transcript of the gene wbp1lb, whose product is annotated as WW domain binding protein 1-like b. Bases 163 to 1188 code for a protein of 341 amino acids. The transcript has 4 exons. The record is from RefSeq and is a predicted model, not a curated record. NCBI's taxonomy places the organism in Eukaryota, Metazoa, Chordata, Actinopteri, Osteoglossiformes, Mormyridae.